UUAAUUUUUACGAUAUAGGCAAUUGCAACGUUGUGGCUGUGGUAACUAGUGCUUCAGUUCAGGUUUUGAUUUACAGCACCACAAAAAAGCCACAUGCGUUUGCAUCGCGUGGAAAUAGUUUUUGGCACAAUUCGCUCCGGCAGCUGAUCUUAUUUGUUCUACGAAGACUCACAAGAACAUGUCUUUCCGAGGAGGUGGUGGAAGAGGUGGCCGUGGUGGCGGAUUCAACCGUGGUGGAGGGGGAAGAGGAGGAUACGGUGGUGGUGGUGGUGGAGGAUAUGGGGGUCGAGGUGGCGGCGGCGGUGGUUUCCGAGGUGGACGAGGAGGCUUCCAGGACUAUGGCCCUCCAGAAUAUGUUGUUGCACUAGGGGAGUUUAUGCACCCCUGUGAGGAUGAAAUUGUGUGCAAGUGUGUAACGGAGGAGAACAAAGUUCCCUACUUCAACGCGCCUGUGUACUUGGAAAACAAGGAGCAGAUCGGGAAGGUGGAUGAAAUCUUCGGUCAGCUACGUGACUUUUAUUUCUCUGUCAAACUCUCUGAUAAUAUGAAGGCUUCCUCAUUCAAAAAAUUACAGAAGUUCUACGUAGACCCAAUGAAACUCCUACCACUACAGAGGUUUCUUCCCAGACCCCCGGGUGAGAAGGGUCCCCCAAGGGGAGGCAGAGGAGGUAGAGGUGGACGAGGAGGUCCCCGCGGAGGUGGAUUCCGUGGUGGCAGGGGUGGUGGUGACCGUGGCGGAUUUGGAAGAGGAGGCUUCGGUGGUGGGCGGGGAGGAGGAGGAUUCAGAGGAAGAGGUGGCGGAGGCGGACGAGGAUUCAGAGGUGGCAGAUGAUGACAAACACUGUAUGCCCCGUGGGAUCCUCACCAAGUGUCAAUCCCUACAGGAAGCAAAUCAGUGCAAUGCGAUGCUGGAGCUUGGCUCUGUUGGACUUGACAUCGAGAAUGAACAUUUCAUCUUUUUAUACUGCUCAAUUGUCAAUUUGUUUUUGUAUACCAAUCUAUGAUGUGUGAAUUAAUGGCUUUUUAUUUAAUGAACCUUGAAAGCACUCUGCUGUCACAGGGAAUAGUAUCAUUAAUGUCCCAGUUUUUGCAACUCUUCAACAUUGUUCACACUGGAUGGUUUGGGGGUACAUUUAGGAUGUGUCAUGGUGUUAUACUGUUGAAUAUGAUUGAGAGCUUUCAUGUUGGAGUGCAAUGUUGAUAAGAGACAGAAAUGGAUAAUACCUGGAAUUGUAUAAGACAUAUAAGGCUUGGUUUGGUAAGUGGAAGAUAUGGUGGACAUUAGUAUUCAUUACAAUCAGUGGAAAAUAUUGUAUUUACCCCAGAAAUCUAAUGUGGUUAGAGUACUGGCACCUUGUGUAAAGAAAAGCCUUUGAUUAAAUAGUGCUGUGUAUAAGUUUCUCCUGUUUUUAUUUGGACAUUUAACUUAAUGUCUUAUUUUUUGCUCAUGCAAAUAUAAACAAGUGUUCCGGAAUUGGAACAAUACCUCUUUCAAA
Oncorhynchus keta (chum salmon) is the source of this 1496-nucleotide messenger RNA. Its product is annotated as H/ACA ribonucleoprotein complex subunit 1-like. Gene Ontology annotation, molecular function: box H/ACA snoRNA binding. The transcript has 7 exons. Gene Ontology annotation, cellular component: box H/ACA snoRNP complex. The record is from RefSeq and is a predicted model, not a curated record. NCBI's taxonomy places the organism in Eukaryota, Metazoa, Chordata, Actinopteri, Salmoniformes, Salmonidae. The coding region runs from base 179 to 832 and encodes 217 amino acids. Gene Ontology annotation, biological process: ribosome biogenesis; snoRNA guided rRNA pseudouridine synthesis.